Molecule: messenger RNA, 1323 nt
Organism: Nelumbo nucifera (sacred lotus)
Lineage: Eukaryota; Viridiplantae; Streptophyta; Magnoliopsida; Proteales; Nelumbonaceae
Source: RefSeq, a predicted model, not a curated record
AUGUUUACACCUUUGUGUAUUGUAAUUGUUGUCAUUUGCAUUUACCAGUACACUAGCUUCUCUCUAGCACAAGCCGACCAUGGUGGUUUUACCAUUGAUCUGAUCCACCGUGACUCGCCACUCUCUCCAUUUUACAAUCCUUCCCGUUCUCCUUCAGAGCGAUUGCAGAAUGCUGUUCGUCGGUCGAUAACCCAUAUCAGUCGGUUCAAGUCAUCUGCGCUUUCUCAGAACAAUUCCAUUCAAUCAUCCAUUACACUUAACAAUGGUGAGUAUCUAAUGAAACUCGCAAUUGGUACACCACCUGUACAAAUCCUCGCCAUUGCUGACACCGGUAGCGACCUCAUAUGGACACAGUGUAAACCUUGUUCUGGUUGCUACAAACAAAGAACUCCACUCUUCGACCCUAAAAGGUCUUCAACGUACAGGAACUUGCCAUGUUCAUCAAAACCCUGUGAAGAGCUACCUGUUAGGGCCUGCAACUCAAGCCUCUGCGUUUACGCGUAUCAAUAUGGAGACCAAUCUUAUACUAAUGGAAAUCUUGCUACUGAAACAUUCACCAUGGAGACCACUACCAGUCAGCCUGUCGCUCUCCCUAAGAUGGUGUUUGGGUGUGGACACCGCAACAAUGGCACGUUUAAAGAAGGAGGCUCUGGUAUCAUUGGCCUUGGCAAAGGCUCCCUAUCGCUAAUUACCCAAUUGGGUUCAUCGAUUGAUGGAAAAUUCUCCUACUGCUUGGUGCCAAUAUCUGCAGAGAACCAGACGAGCAAGAUGAGUUUCGGUAGUGAAGCCACAGUUUCAGGUGAAGGGGUAGUUUCAACUCCUAUGCUUUCGAAAAACCCUGCAACAUUCUACUAUCUUACACUCAAAGGCAUUAGUGUUGGAGACAAGAAGUUGGAAUACAAGCAUUCAUCGUCAAAUGCAAGCAAGAAGAAUGAAGGAAACAUUAUCAUCGACUCAGGCACAACCCUAACCUUUCUCCCACCUGAGUUCUAUCAACAGGUGUUAUCGGCGUUGAAGGAUGCAAUUGAUGGCGAACCAGUUCCUGACCCCCAUGGGAUCCUCCUCUUGUGCUAUGAGAAUACAGCUGAUAUUGUUUUACCAACCAUCGCCGUUCAUUUUACCGGCGCCGACGUGAAGCUGACUCCAUUGAAUACUUUUAUUGGGUGGGAAGAUGAUCUCGUCUGCUUCACCAUGCUUCCCUAUGUUGGUCCUGCCAUCUUUGGCUUCUUGUCUCAGAUGAACUUCUUGGUUGGCUAUGACAUUAAAAACCAUAAGGUAUCUUUCAAGCCAACAGAUUGUACAAAGAACCAAUACCGUCAAUAG